CGAGCCGUUGCUGUGGGGAGUAUGAGAGGCUUCAUCGAUGCUAGGACGGCUGUGGGAAAGAAUUAACUGCUUCUUUAAGUAAAGCGUCAGCCCAAUGAAGACAGAGCCUAAGUAAGUUUAUCUCAUUAGCACAUCAAAGAUGAUCAGGAUGAAAGCUUCGCUGAAUAGGUGUCCCUGUUCUUUAUAACAAGGCUCUUGGGUCUAGGACUAAUCCUUCAAAACUCUACAAGUGGUGUUAAGGCACGAAGCAUAUCCCCCCCAAGAGAACGCUGAGACCUCGACUUUUAAGCCAUUUCACUGCAAAUCUCAAAACUUAUCUUCUACUUCUGUGUCUUGACUUUCAUCUCAAUUCAAGUCUUUGGACGUUAAACAUGAGUACCACAAUGCUAAAGUCUCAAGAAGCUCACCUUGGAGCUCAGACGAUUGAGUCUGACUAUCAUCAUCAUCCUUCGGAGCUUGUAAAGGGUGGUGUAAGUCAAGUCCGCGAUACUUACAAGUGCACUAAUAACCUUUGAAGUAGGAAGUUAGUGGGCAAUAUACAACCAAGGACCUUAUAGACGCAAUACCUCCUCACUGCUUUGCACCUACAUACGGCAGAUCAUUAUGGUAUUUCACUCGGGAUUUUGCUGUUGCAGGGACAGCUAUGUAUGUUUCGUACAACUACAUCCCUCUGAUCCGCAUUACAGCGUUACGCUGGGUUGCAUGGCUGACCUAUGGAUAUUUCCAAGGUCAGCAAUUCACUGGAAUUUGGGUAUGUUUCAUGCUUUCUAACACGUCUAAAUACUAAGAGAGCACAGGCUCUUGGACAUGAUGCCGGACACGGUGCCUUCCUACCCAAUACCUUCUUGAACGGAAUGAUGGGUUGGAUUUUCCACUCUCUCACCCUCACACCGUACUUCUCAUGGCAAUCAACCCAUCGCCGACAUCACAUUUACGCAAACAAUCUCGCUAAGGAUCACAACUAUGUUCCGCCACAAGCCGAUACUUACGCCCAGCUCAUGGGUGUCAAUCUGGACAAAAUUGAUGAAUUGACUGAGGAUGCGCCCUUGGUCACCUUUGUGCGCAUUAUAAUUCAACAAGUGUUUGGUUUCCCGUGGUAUCUUCUAGCCAACAUAACCGCCACACAAGGAAGUCUUGCCGCUGGAAAGACAAAAAAUGCACCUUCUAGGCUACCUUUCGGAAACAGUCACUUCUUGCCAACGAGCUCGCUGUUCAGACCAGAAGAAGCACACCUUAUCCUUGCUUCCGAUGUUGGUCUCGCUAUGACAAUCGCCGGAUUAUGGUACGCAAGCACCAUCUUUGGAUGGUCUACUGUAGCACUACUGUACAUCCAACCAUAUCUCUGGCUCAAUCAUUGGAUCGUAUGCCUGACGUACCUGCAUCACACCCAUCCAGACCUUCCAAAGUACGAGCCAGAGGCAUGGACCUUUCUCAAGGGAGCUACAGCGACGAUAGACCGCGGUCUAGGAUUUGGUGGCAAGCAUCUUAUGCAUAACGUUGCAGAUUUCCAUGUCAUUCACCAUCUCUUCUCGCGUAUCCCUCAAUACCAUGCUGAAGAAGCUACAAGAGCGAUCCAGCCCCUUCUUGGAGAGGCCUACCACGAGGACAAGAACCGCGUGAUUUGGAGUUGUCUUUGGGAAUCAUUUACGAAAUGUCAAUACAUUGUUCCAAGCGAUCCAAAAGCUAGCCCGGCAGAUAGGGUUAUGGUCUAUAGAGGAGGCCCAUCGCCUCCUAUCGAACUCAACAUGGGACGCAGUGGAUUGAAAAGCAAACAUAACUUAAGCUAGGGAUAUGUAUGGGUCACAAUUCUCGCUGCUUCCGGGUGUGCAUCUAGAUGACUCUGUUGGUAGUUGAUGCAGAUCUAAGUUUUGGGG
This is a messenger RNA of Hymenoscyphus albidus, 1874 nucleotides long. The record is from the annotation of a GenBank genome assembly. Lineage: Eukaryota; Fungi; Ascomycota; Leotiomycetes; Helotiales; Helotiaceae.